AUAAACCUUCAUUUCUUUUCGACUGAAGAAAGAAAGACAUGAACAUCUUGGAUGGCAUAGGGGUGAGUAAAUUAUCAGGAAAUUUUAAUUUGAAAGUGAACUAAUCCUUUAAGACUUGAGAACUUCUCCAGAGCGUCACUUCAGAUUUUAGCCAGUUUUUCCCUCCUCCUUCUUCAAUGCUUUUAGUCUGGCUAAUAUUUCCAUAAACUGUCAGAGAAAUAAACUUCUCCUGCUUGAUUUUGCUGGUUUAUCAUGUGAAUUGUGUUCGAGUUUAAAAUAAAUCAAAUAACUUAAACCUCGACUCGUUUCUUUGGCUUGUAAACAUGUGAGGUAAAAGUUUACUUACCACUUCAGCGCGCGCCUCUCUCGUCCCGUGCACGAGCUCACGCACGCGCGCAGAGGUUCGUGAACGCGCUCCGGUGCUGAUGUGAUCCGCCCAGUUUCAUCUCCGCCUCUGCUUCAGAUAAGACACAAUGGGUCUGUACGGUUUGGCGCUGCUGUCGCUGCUGUCGCUGGAGUCUCUGGCCGUCAGCAGCGUCGGCCCCAGUAACUCGUCCAGCAGUUUCUGCACCGAGUCUAGAGAGUGUCUUCAGUUUGAUCUGAUCUGCAGGACACGCGAGUACGAGGUACGUCACUACUCGUCCUCGCGCUGGGUCUCUACGGACGCUGAGGCGUAUUUCCUCGGUGUUGGCGCCGCCAUGGCCUUCAGACGCCUCUAUCAUUACAUAUCUGGAGCCAAUGAAGAGGGUGUGAAGUUUGAGAUGACGGCUCCGGUUCUUGUCGAAGUUCCGGAGGAAGUGAAGAUGUGGGAACCGGCGAUCUACACACUCAGCUUCCUGCUCCCGUCAGCCUAUCAGGAGCAUCCGCCCACUCCCACCAACGACAAGCUGUAUUUCACGGACAUGCCGGACAUGGAUGUGUACGUGAGGAGUUACGGCGGCUGGAUGCUGUCGAUCACGUCUCGACUCCACGCUCACCUGCUGAACAGAGCGCUGACCAGAGCCGGCGCGCGCUACAACCACACAUACCACUACGCCGUGGGCUACGACAGUCCUCUGAAGUUGUUGAACAGGCAUAAUGAGGUGUGGUACGUGGCUGAAGGAGAGCCGGUCUGCGGAUCAGACCCGACCGACGCACCCUAAACAGGAAGCAGAUGAGCGUUCUCUGUAUGAGUGUGAGAGUUUGUGACACAGAUCUGCUGUAAUAUUAUAAUCCCAUGAAACAUCCAGACUGACCCUGCAAUAAUCUGCUUCAGCUCAAUAACUCAGAUGUUAGUGUCGUGUGCUCAUAAUAAACUUUUGCUGACUGCU
Messenger RNA from Megalobrama amblycephala (Wuchang bream), 1310 nucleotides. RefSeq names its product heme-binding protein soul5, like (gene soul5l). The record is from RefSeq and is a predicted model, not a curated record. Lineage: Eukaryota; Metazoa; Chordata; Actinopteri; Cypriniformes; Xenocyprididae. Gene Ontology annotation, cellular component: cytoplasm. The transcript has 8 exons. Bases 474 to 1142 code for a protein of 222 amino acids.